Messenger RNA from Plasmopara halstedii, 1017 nucleotides. RefSeq lists its product as uncharacterized. The coding region runs from base 1 to 1017 and encodes 338 amino acids. Lineage: Eukaryota; Oomycota; Peronosporomycetes; Peronosporales; Peronosporaceae. The record is from RefSeq and is a predicted model, not a curated record. The transcript has 3 exons.
AUGGUCUUCCAGACCAUCGCGUGGCUGCUACUGGAGCCCAAGACUACCUUAUACUCACCUCGCUUUAGCCAAGUAUCUGCUUCUGUCUACUAUGAAAUGUUUUCGUUCUGGGUGCAGCCUCAAGUCGUGCUGGUAUUGGGUCAUAUCAAGUAUCUGGUUCUCGAUUCGAUGCCAGAGGAUGCUGCAAAGCGAACAGGAGACCUCAAGGAGACCAAAAAGCUCCUUAGGCUUACGGUGCGGUCGUUUGAUGAUGUCAGGCUUACUCAAUUGUACCAAACUGCAACAAAAACCCAAAUCGUUGAGGUUUUUGUCGAUAUGGAGCACACGCGCCAGCGACUGCUUUCCGCUUUGAGAGGAGGCAUAUCAGUCAUCAACAAAAGAACGCUACUUGAUGACGCCUUUGCUACUCUUGAGGAAGCGCAACAAAGCACUGAUGAAGAUGAGGCGAUAAAAUUAUAUAUGGAAGCUGAGAGGGGAUUCGAAAAGGCUGAACUUCUAACUGAUGACAGAUCGCGGGAAUUGCUGAAAGCCAGAAGAGCAGAUCUGCAGCAAACAAUAAUCAAAAAAUUUGUGAAGAACAAGAAUGUUGUGAAUGAAAAGCUGAAUGCUUGUAAUGCUGUUGCCCCUUCGGUGACAACACAGACGAAUGUGGAGUCAUUUAAGUUAAUCACUGCUCGAUUAGAUGAGCUUCGUCGAUUUUCUGCACAACAGAAAGCUCAGGUUCCACCGAUCGAUCUAACAGCUCGGUUAGCACUUUUAAACAAUCGAGAAAUUGGGCCCGCACCGAGAGAAGAUGAUUUAGUGGAAAGACUUCGACGACUCAAGGGAGAUAAUGCAUCGAGUGAAAGUGGGUCUAGUUUUCAAAAUGUAACUUUUCCGGGGAUAAGUGCGAUAGAUAACAUUAUUGAACAAGUAGAGGAUGAGCUCAUGCUGGGCAUUACAGAUGAGACGAGUGAGUUUGAACAUCUAAUAGUUGUCCCUCUGGAUAUUGACGCAAGCAAUAUGCUGGUAUUCUGA